UUUUGUUUUUUUUUGUUUUUUUUUUUGGAUAACGUGGUUAAUGCUAACCACGAGCGUUAAAAACCGAUCCAAGGGGCAAGGACUUGUACGAGGAAUCGAAAUCUUUUUUAUCUUGCAAGGAACACUUGCAAUCUACAAAACGCGAAAGCUCAAACCCUUCUCCUCCAAGGACUGUACAGCACUUGCAAGGAACACCUCACACCAUACAAUGCUACUCGUAAUCUUUCUGAUCUUCCUUAUUUUGUUUCUGCUAGUGAAAUGGUAUUCCAAAUCUACAAAACGCGAAAGCUCAACCCCUUCUCCUCCAAAAUUCCCUAUUAUAGGAAAUCUCCAUCAACUUGGCUUGUACCCUCACCGCACACUUCAAUCUUUAGCUAAAAAAUAUGGCCCUUUGAUGUUGCUCCAUCUUGGGAGUGUGCCAGCUCUUGUGAUCUCAUCUGCUGAAGCCGCACGUGAGGUUAUGAAAACCCACGACCGUAUCUUUGCAAACAGACCCCAAAUGAAACUCUGUGACAUACUUUUAUAUGAAUCCAAAGAUGUCUCAGCAGCUCCAUAUGGAGAGUACUGGAGACAGAUUAGGAGCAUCUCUGUCUUACAUCUUCUCAGUGUGAAAAGGGUUCAAUCUCUUCGUGCCGUGAGAGAGGAAGAAACUUCCAUAAUGAUGGAAAAAAUAAGGCACUCUUCUUCUUCCUUCCUACCGGUGAAUUUAAGUAAAUUACUCUCCACAACCACCAAUGAUAUAGUUUGUAGGGUCGCUUUGGGAAGAAAAUAUGGUGGAGAAAGUGGGAGGCAAUUCAAGGAGUUGUUGAUGGAUUUUACAGAGCUACUUGGUACUUUUGUUGUUGGGGACUUUGUGCCUUGGCUCGAUUGGUUAACCCGAGUUUCUGGAUUGUAUUCUAGAGCAAACAGAGUGGCUAAACAGUUGGAUGAUUUUUUGGAAGAAGUGGUUGAAGAGCAUAUAAAUCAUCAGAAUGAAGCCAGCAAUCAGCAUGGUCGUUCAGAUACUGAAGGCCAUAAUGAUUUUGUUCACGUUUUGCUUGAGAUUCAAAGGACAAACACGAUUGGCUUCCCCAUUGGCAGAACUGUCAUAAAGGCUUUGAUAUUGGAUAUGUUUGCUGCAGGUACGGACACUACAUCUACCUUCCUAGAGUGGGCAAUGACAGAACUCUUGAGGCAUCCAGUUAUCAUGAAGAAACUGCAAGAUGAAGGGAGGAAUGUUGCUGGUAAUAGAACUCACAUAACUGAAGAGGAUUUGGGUCACAUGCAAUACUUAAAGGCUGUGGUUAAAGAAAUUCUGCGCUUGCAUCCCCCAAUUCCAUUACUAGUCCCACGAGAAAGCAUGCAAGAUAUCAAAUUGAACGGGUACCACGUUAAAGCUGGCACACGAGUAAUUGUAAAUGCUUGGGCCAUUGCAAGAGAUCCUUCAUAUUGGGAUCAACCUGAAGAGUUCAAGCCUGAGAGGUUCUUGAAUAGUUCAGUAGAUUUCAAAGGGAAUGAUUUCCAAUUGAUUCCGUUUGGAGCAGGGAGGAGGGGUUGCCCAGGAAUUGUGUUUGCUGAUGUUGUUAAUGAGCUUGUUCUUGCCAACCUUGUCCACCAAUUUGAUUGGACAUUACCCGGUGGAGCAGCAAUGGAAACCUUGGAUAUGUCCGAAACUGUUGGCUUAACCAUGCAUAGAAAGAGUCCCCUUAUAGCAGUUGCUGCUCCUACAUAAUUACAAGUAAAUGAGGGGAAAAAGCACGGAGGAUUUCAAAAUAAUAAAAGGUAACUUGCGGUGGAGUAAAUAAUGGUUGGCAUAUGUGGUCCAAUCUUCUUAACUCUGGUUUGAAUUUGAUUCUCAUGUUUUCUCUUUUAAUAGAUGAUAUAUAAUUUCACCUUAAACUUAAUUCAUCUACCUUAAAUUCAAUCAUAGUUGCCGUAGUGGUGGUCUUCCCUAAUCUUAUAAGGGAGCUU
Molecule: messenger RNA, 1950 nt
Organism: Gastrolobium bilobum
Lineage: Eukaryota; Viridiplantae; Streptophyta; Magnoliopsida; Fabales; Fabaceae
Product: cytochrome P450 736A117-like
Exons: 2
Coding region: 41-1711 (556 amino acids)
Molecular function (GO): heme binding; monooxygenase activity; iron ion binding
Source: RefSeq, a predicted model, not a curated record